AACAAUACAAGAAAACUUCCGAGAAACGAUUACGACUCGAGUAGAUCUACCCCAUGGCCCAUGAUUACGAGUCAAGAAAGGGGUGGCCCAUUGUAGGAUAAUACUAGUUUAUGCUCUAGCUAAUACCGCCGUCCGGGUAUUGCAUUUCCUAGUAUUAGUGAUGGCGUCCAGCAUCACUGAAGAUCCUGUGACCCCCGAGGUGGAAAAAGUGAUCCAGAGGGUGAAAGACUCGCGGUCCAAACUGGGCACAGAACGUGGAAAGCAGGCAGCAGCUUCCUUCCAACCAAAACCUAGUGAUGUGUUCAUUUCGAGCACACCGAAGUCGGGCACAACGUGGAUGACACAAAUUUGCCAUCAGCUACGCACUGGUGGUGAUAUGGAUUUUGGUGAAAUCACCGAGGUGGUGCCUUUCCUGGAAUGUGCUGCGGAUUUGGGACUGAAUUGUGAUGACAAACAGCGAGCUGAGCCAAGGCUGUACAAAACACAUUUCCUGGAAGCUUCAUGUCCCAAGGGUGGCAAAUAUAUCACCACAGUGCGCCACCCAUACGACGUGGCAGCAUCGGCAUACACAUUCCUGUGCGGCUGGCUGUUCGAAGAAGACGAACUCGGUCCGAACAACCUCCUACAACAGAUAACCUUCAAAUCACCUCUUCCGCAAGUUGUAACGCCUGCGAAUGCUGGCAGCACAACACUAUUCGACCACUACAUGGGCUGGUGGCCUCGGCGACAUGACAGCGAUGUCUUGUUUGUGUUCUACGAGGACAUGAAAGAGGAUCUGGAGCGGGAGGUGAAGCGCGUUGCAGAGUUUAUUGGAGUUGACGACGCCAGUGCGGUGGAAAUCGCCUUGAAGAGAUCGAGGUUUGAUUACAUGUUUCAGCACCGCGAGCAGUUUAAUGACAACUUGGUGAAAAAGAAGCGAAACGUUGACAUGGGCCUUUCGCCAUCAGCGGGCAUGCAGCAUGGUAAGGUGCAAACAGCUGGUGGCAAGCAACACUUGCUGAAUGAUACCACGCGGGCUCUCUUGGAUGCUGCCUGGACACGUAUGUGUCUACCGGUGACGGGCGCAACGGACUAUGAGGAAUGGAGGCGGAUGUGGCGCAAGGAGCAGGACUCUGCUGCUAGCCGCCGGCCCGGUGAUGACCGAGACCACCAACACCAAGAAGAACUGUAGUAAUAGUAAUGCUUGCAUCUGUAACUCCAGUCCACAUGCACACGCGUCCUUGGUGCAACCCAAGGUAGCUGAUAGAUCCCCUCGUCUAGCGUUGCUCAGAAAGGAGCACGUCAACUGGAGAGUUGGUGGUGUCAUUCAUCGGCCGAUCACACACUAGUCUGGGGAUUCAAUGGUGCGGUGAGUGAUUGCACUGGCGAGUCAUUCGUUGCCAGUGUGCUCAGGCGGAGUCCCAUGAGGCCAGUGUUCUGUAUGCUGAAUGCUGUAUCCAUCCCUGGCUCUACUGCACAAUGGUUAGCUUUUAAACCCAGCUUGGCUUGUUUGAUAGUCAGCAGAGAUGCACUAUUGAGUAAGGAUAGACCACGUUGCUGGAUACAACGUUACUACUCACUUUUAUCUAUUUUAGGCUGCGAAACAACAUUCGUGAUUCCGUGAUUCACUCAUUCAACGUAUGCCUGACGUCUACCAAUGAGGUCAAAAAGAGCGAAGCAGCUGUCUGGACAGUUGCAAUAUUUAUCACAAAUUAUCAGUAUCAUUUCCAGAAGUGCCAUCGCUGUUGUUUAUUUAUUACUUUUAUUACAGUGCACAUACCUACGAAAAGAAGGGAAACCAAACACAAACUUACACAACGUACAGCAAUGUGU
Molecule: messenger RNA, 1812 nt
Organism: Sycon ciliatum
Lineage: Eukaryota; Metazoa; Porifera; Calcarea; Leucosolenida; Sycettidae
Product: sulfotransferase 1B1-like
Exons: 1
Coding region: 161-1171 (336 amino acids)
Biological process (GO): sulfation
Cellular component (GO): cytoplasm
Molecular function (GO): sulfotransferase activity
Source: RefSeq, a predicted model, not a curated record